GGAAAACUGCACUUGAUCCUUCAGAACUCCAGGAGGGACUAAAGAGCGCAGUUUAGAUGCACGCCAAGUGCCACAUACUGGGGAGGCAAUUAUUCGCCAAAUGACACGCGCAGCCAGUACAUUGUCGAUGAUUAAAAAAAAGAAUAACGUGGAUCAAAAAAUGGGUUGCUCUCUUUCUGUCUUUGCAUUCAGGAGUAGCCUACUCUUUAAGUUUGAUGCACUACACAAACAUAAAUUACAUUGGGCUACACAAGACUAUUUAUCACAGUCCACGGCUAAUAGCAUACACCUGUAAUAAUAGCAAAAUAUCAAAUGUGUGAAGCAUAAUAUUUCAUACGACGAAAAGAAAAGGUUCCUCCGUUUCCCAGAUUACGACCCGUCUGUAGCCUUCUAGAUCUAGAACUAACCGCUAGACGACCAUAACCCAGACUGCCCACAAGGCGCACGCAGGCGUUUAAACAGGAGUGGCGUUCCGCUGCUGUACAGUUCUGUCUGUAACAAUUUACCCGAAGAUGGCGGCGUGUAGACGUGUGCAGCUGCUCCUGCUAUUGAUGUCCGUGUCAUUAUGUAUAUGCUCUAUCCAAGGACUUAAAUCGCAAAGCAAUGGUGGGGUAAACGGAGAUGUUAUUCCAAACCUAGUCGAGAAAAGUGCAAAGAAUCCCGCUGCUGCAGUGGCUUCAUCGAUUCGCAGGGGCACCAGUUGGAAGCUGGCCGAUGAAGAGGCCUGCCGGGAGGAUGUUACCCGGCUUUGUCCGAAAAAACACUGGCCUAACAAUUUAGCUGUGUUGGAGUGUCUACAGGAUAGGAAAGAGGACACAGAAAUUGGGUCGGACUGCAACCAUUUGCUGUGGAACUACAAGCUGAAUCUGACCACAGACCCCAAAUUUGAAUCGGUGGCUGGGGAGGUGUGCAAGAGCACCAUCGGUGAGAUCAAAGAAUGUGCGGAGGAGGAGAAGGGCAAGGGCUACCUGGUGUCCUGCCUGGUGGACCACCGGGGCAACAUCAGCGAGCGCCAGUGCCACCAGUAUGUCACCAAGAUGACCACCAUCAUCUUCAGCGACUUCCGCCUCAUCUGCGGCUUCAUGGACAAGUGCCGCGAGGACAUCAACGUGCUGCGCUGCGGCAGCAUCAGCACCGGAGAGAAGGACCUGCACUCGCAGGGGGAGGUGAUCUCGUGUCUGGAGAAGGCGCUGGUGCGGGAGGCGGAGGCGGAGGAGAAGGAGCGCGCUCACACCAUCCAGGACGGCUGCAAGAAGUCCAUCAUGCGCGUGGCGGAGCUCUCCGCAGACGACUUCCACCUGGACAGACACCUCUACUUCGCCUGCCGCGACGACCGCGAGCGCUUCUGUGAAGAUACUCAAGUUGGCGAGGGCAGAGUGUACAAGUGCCUGUUCAACCACAAAUUUGAGGAGGCAAUGUCUGAGAAGUGCCGAGACGCCCUCACCACCAGACAAAAGCUGAUUGCUCAGGACUAUAAGGUCAGCUAUUCGCUGGCGAAGGCCUGCAAGGCCGACCUCAGGAAGUACCGCUGCAACCUGGACACCAACAUGCCCCGUGCCCGCGAGGCCCGCCUCUCCUACCUGCUCCUCUGCUUGGAGGCAGCUGUACACAGAGGGCGUACGGUGAGCGGCGACUGCCAGGGCGAGAUGCUGGACUACCGGCGCAUGCUGAUGGAGGACUACUCGCUGAGCCCCGAGAUCGUGCUGCACUGCCGCGGCGAGAUCGAGGCCCACUGCUCCGGCCUGCACCGCAAGGGCCGAACGCUGCACUGCCUGAUGCGCGUGGGCCGCGGCGAGAAGGGCGCCAACAUGGACAGCAUGUGCCAGAACGCACUCCAGACGCUGAUCCAGUCGGCGGACCCUGGGGCCGACUACCGCAUCGACCGGGCCCUGAACGAGGCCUGCGAAUCAGUCAUCCAGACCGCCUGCAAGCACAUCCGCAACGGAGACCCCAUGAUCCUGUCGUGCCUGAUGGAGCACCUGUACACUGAGAAGAUGGUGGUGGACUGUGAGCAGCGGCUGCUGGAGCUGCAGUACUUCAUCUCCAGAGACUGGAAGCUGGACCCCAUCCUGUACAGGAAGUGUCAGAGCGACGCCUCCCGACUCUGCCACACGCACGGCUGGAACGAGACCAGCGAGCUCAUGCCCGCGGGCGCCGUCUUCUCCUGCCUCUACCGACACGCCUACCGCACAGAAGAGCAGGGCAGACGGUUGUCACGAGACUGCAAGGUGGAGGUUCAGAGGAUCCUUCACCAGAGAGCCCUGGAUGUCAAGCUGGACCCUGAGCUGCAGAAGCGCUGCAUGACCGACCUGGGCAAGUGGUGCAGUGACCGCACAGAGACGGGACAGGAGCUGGAGUGUCUGCAGGACCACCUUGAAGACCUGAUGGUGGACUGCAAAGAAGUUGUGGGAAACCUGACCGAACUGGAGUCAGAGGACAUCCAGAUCGAGGCCCUGUUGAUCAGAGCGUGUGAGCCAGUUAUCCAGACACACUGCCACGAUGUGGCCGAUAAUCAGAUCGACACGGGGGACCUUAUGGAGUGCCUGGUGAGGAACAAGCACCAGCGCGAGAUGAAUGACAAGUGCACCGUGGGCGUCACACACUUCCAGCUGAUCCAAAUGAAGGACUUUCGCUUCUCCUACAAGUUUAAAAUGGCCUGCAAGGAGGACGUCCUCAAACUCUGUCCCAACAUCAAGAAGAAGGUGGAUGUGGUGGUGUGCCUGAGUACCACGGUGAGGAACGACACUCUGCAGGAUGUGAAGGAGCAGCGCGUCUCCCUCAAGUGCCGUAAGCAGUUGCGCGUGGAGGAGCUGGAGAUGUCAGAGGACAUUAGGUUGGAGCCUGAGCUUCACGACUCCUGUAAGGGUGACAUCAAGAGGCUGUGCAAUGCGGUGGAGUUUGGCAAUGCACAGAUGAUCGAGUGUCUGAAGGAACACAAGAAGCAGCUGUCCAUGCAGUGCCACCAGAAGAUCUUCAAGCUGCAGGAGACGGAGAUGAUGGACCCGGAGUUGGACUACCAACUCAUGCGCGUCUGCAAGCAGAUGAUCAAGCGAUUCUGCACGGAGUCUGAUGCCAAGAGCAUGCUCAACUGCCUGAAGCAGAACAAGAACAGUGAGCUGAUGGAUCCCAAGUGCAAACAAAUGAUCACCAAGAGACAGAUCACCCAGAACACAGACUACAGGCUGAACCCCGUGCUGCGGAAGGCCUGUAAAGCCGAUAUCCCCAAAUUCUGCCAAGAUAUCCUGCGCAAGGCCAGCGAAGACACGGAGCUGGAGGGACAAGUCAUCUCCUGUCUCAAGCUGAAAUAUGUCGACCAGCGUCUGUCGUCUGACUGUGAGGACCAGAUCCGCGUGAUUCUGCAGGAGUCGGCCCUGGACUACCGGCUGGACCCCCAGCUGCAGCUGCACUGUAGCGAUGAGAUCACCCAGUUGUGUGCGGAGGAGGCUGCGGCUCAGGAGCAGACGGGGCAGGUGGAAGAAUGUCUGAAGGGCAACCUGCUGAAGAUCAAACAGGAGAGCUGUAAAAAGGAGGUGCUGAACAUGCUGAAGGAGAGCAAGGCCGACAUCUUUGUGGACCCCGUGCUGCAUACGGCCUGUGCCCUGGACCUCAAGCACCACUGCGCAGCCAUCACUCCAGGACACGGCCGACAGAUGUCGUGUCUGCUGGAGGCGCUGGAGGACAAGCGGGUCCGGCUGCAACCCGAGUGUAAGAAGAGGCUGCAGGACCGCAUUGACAUGUGGACAUUUGCAGCAAAGGUGGCUCCAGCCGAGGGCUUCGGGGACCUGGCUCGACAGGUGCUGCUGUCGCCCUCCAAGAACUACCUCCUGUUCAUGACCACGCUGGCCGUCUCCAUGCUCUUCCUCAUAGGCCUGCUGUGCGGCCGCAUCACCAAGCGCGUCACCAGGGAACUUAAGGACAGGUAGAGAGAGAGGACGCGGGCGCCCGGGGGAGGUGCCCUGAUCCAUGUGACUGACUGACUCACUUCGUCUCUCAUUCUCUCUCUCUUUAAAAACAAAAAAAGGCCCAGACUCUCUCCCCCUCUCUCACAAUUAUACCCUACCCCGUCUCUCAAUCAUUCUCUUUCGCUAUCUUCUCUCUCUGUUACACACUCCUUGUUCUCAUUCUGACCCUGGCAUGGCUCCGAAGAAGACUCCCUGCCCCCACUGCCAUCACACUAUGCCCAGCUUCAGUCUCCUCCUAAGGGGGGGACGCCUGCGGAGGAUGUUUCCUAUGGGUGCACGUGGGCCCCUGCGGAGACGCGUUAUGGCUCCGUCCUGCUCUUUUGGCUCUGGAUUACUACUGCUGUUCCCGCCCCACACCACCUCACUUCCUGCCCCACACCACCUCACUUCCUGCCCUCUAGCCGACCAUCCACCCCUUUCAAAGGGACGACAAGCGGUACCCCAAGAGCCUCUGCUCUUCUCGAUCAUCUCAAGGGCCCCUCCCUGGCCUCUUCUGCCUUGCCGUGUGAUGUCGUCAUCGUCUUCAAGGCAGGUUGUUAAAUCUCCACAGAGAGGAUGACUUGACUGACUCUGUUGCUACGCAAGCCAUUUCACUACAUUUUUUGUAUGAUUAUUAUUCUUUUUGUUACGUUGUUCAAGACUGGCUUGCCUUAUUGUAAUCUUCAAGCUGCAUUCUUGAGCCAGAUGCAUUUUGUUUUUAGACUCAUGAGGCUAGGAAGUGAGGUGUUGCUCUACAGGCGUUUUUGUUUUGUUUUGUGGGGGGUAAGCUGUUACAUUUGAGUCAAUCAUGUCUACCGGUCACAAGUAAGUGCGAGGGGGCAGGCAUGCAGAUGAUGUUUCACCCUAAAGCCACUGGACUGCCUGAUGGUACUACAAUUAAACUGAAGGACGGUGUGAUGGUACACUUUGCCAUUAAGGAGCCAACAAUCUCGCUCUCGCUCGUUUUUCUGUCUUCUCUUUCUUUUAUUCUCUCUCUCUCUCUCUCUCUCUCUCUCUCUCUCUCUCUCUCUCUCUCUCUCUCUUUCUCUUUCUGACUUUGAACCAUAUUCCUGCAAAGUAUAUUGUACAAAAAAGUCUUGUCAAAAUGGAGCGAAAAUCCAAGGAAAGGGUCUUGUGCAUUCUUCCCAGUGGCCCCCACAACAGUCCAGAGCACUGAAGCCAAGAAUGUGGGCAGUGGAGCUUCUGCCUUUUGCCUUGGGCUGUGACUGAGACCUUUUAGAAUGAUGAUGGGUCGACCAACUGACUACGGUUUGCUUGCUGAAGGCUGUGCCUGUGGCACAGGUGCACCGAAGGAGAUGGCUUGGUUUACGAAGACAUGCAAGCACUCGAGGGAAUCAGGGCAGAGCGGUGGACAGUGGGGGGGAAAGGGUGGGGCUUCAUGUGGGCUACUUUGGGGUCUGCUUACCUUCUUGUGCGCAAAUCUUUCAACAAGGGUUGGACUCAUUUCAUUUUUGUUUGUUUGGUUAUUUUUAGGGCCAAGGCUUUUGUGAAAGAGCAGAAAGAAAAAAACAACAACUGCAUACCAUGUUAGGGUGCAUUUGAACUGUACGUGUGUGUGAGAUUUUUGUUUGUUUUUUGUUUGUUUUUUUCUAAGGAAAUGAGAUGUGCUCUGGAUUGCUCACUGAAUCAUUGCACAUGUAUGUGAUCUGUCUGUAUGUGUGGCCAUAGCCUUAUUUAUUGUUUACAGACUAAUGGGGUUGAGUGUUUUUUUUCUUCUUCUUUCUUUCCUUUUCUUUUUUUUGUGAAGCGUCAUGUAUAAAUGUUUUCUCUGGCUGCCUUGUCUCUCAUACAUGCCUGUGAAUGUCCCUGUGGGCGCUCUCUACAAAAGGGCAUCAGGGUAGAGAGUUUUGUUUGUUUGUCUGUUUGCUUUUUAUUUGUUUGUUUUGUUUUAAAUAGUGUCACCAGGGGGGUAUGGGAGGAGGACAGAGCUCUGCUUUGUAAUACUGUAAAUCUGCUUCAAGGGGAAGGCAGGAGGUCUGCACACACGCACACACGCACGCACACAAACACAACAAAUCCUUCCCCCUUCAUUAAGAGAGGGUUCAUCUUGAAGGAAACGUGGAUUUACGUAAGAGAGAUACAACUUAAAACGGUGAAAGCAAGUGUAGUUCAUCUGAAGACGCUUUUGGCUAAUACAAGGACUGAAAAUAGGUAUUAAGAACUCCUUGAUACCUUUUUUACCUUUUUUUUAAUUUGGAACAGCUGGUCUUAAAGCAAAGCCAGGUGGACUGAGAAAAUGUAUCAUUUCCCGAUUUGUUGCAUUCAAGAAAAUCAAGAGAUCUGGCAAUGAUGCCUCAAAUGUACUAAGGGAAACUAGCAUUUCCACACAGCUUUAUUUUGUAAAUACACAGAGACUAUCUGCAGCUGAGGACAUCACCCUGGAUAUUAGCAGGCUGUUUCUGUAACUGCUGGAGGGGGUAGGGAGGGGGUGGAACAGACCGUGGGAGAGUGACAAUUAUUUGCAACAAGGAAAUGCUGCAAUUUUCCCCAUAGCAGAAAGAUAGUUAAAUCGAUAUUUCCAGAUUCUAUAUAAAAUACAGUAUCAUUUAAGAAUGAUGAAUGUUUAUUGCAGAUAUAGAUGUCUCUUCAGAACUGGUUUAUGUAUGGGGGGAAAACACUGUUUUUUGUUUUGCUUUUUUUUAGUUUCUUCUUUUUUAUUUACAACCGUCAUUGGAUUAAAUCAACCUGGCAUUCAAAGCCAUGUUGGGCUUUUCUCGUGUAGGGAUAAAACAACCUUUUUAGCAAAACGUGUGCACUGCAAUCAGCGCCAGUGGUAUCCUCUUUUGUCAUGAAAUGUCAAGGCCUGGCAUUCAGAAUCCAAUAUCGCUUCCUAAACAAAUUCUGCCUCUGUGAAUGACAUGCUGUCACUUUUAUGACCAGGUUAUCGGAUGACAUUAAAACUUCAUAAACUGUUAAAUGAGUUGCUUUUAAACUGUUUUGUUGAAAAUCUGUUUCAUUAUGGUUGUUUCAACCCAAUCACUGAAGACCAAUUCACAAGAUAUGCUGGGAAGGUGUCAGAGAGGCCAAAUAUUGAGGUAGACUGUUAGAAUACAAUGGGCAUACAUUUAAGGCACAUCCACUUAUGGUAAAAGAGUAUGGUUACCCUAUUGUUGUUUAAUGCUAUGCUCAUUCAUUUAGAGCUUUUCUGCAAUUAGACUAGAAAGGUACAACAACUGCAGUCUUCUCAGCCUUUUACAGAAGCCCCAUAUCACACAUUAACAAUCACCUAGAAUUCCUCCAUGUUCUUCUGAAUUUUUGUAUAAAAAGCUGUCCUCAAACAAAAAAAGAACCAAUUUUGUAAUUUUUAUUUGUGUGAAACGUAUGGCUGUACUAUUCUCUGUUCUCCAGUUAUGCCAUGUAAUAUUGAGAUGUAAGAGAUUUAAAUUUGUGCAUUUUCCUUUGAUUUUAUUUUUCCUGUACAGAUGGAAAAUUUGUCAAUUUAAUAAAAUUGUCUGCAGAUUUUCA
This is a messenger RNA of Engraulis encrasicolus (European anchovy), 7427 nucleotides long. RefSeq names its product golgi glycoprotein 1b (gene glg1b). The record is from RefSeq and is a predicted model, not a curated record. The transcript has 26 exons. Gene Ontology annotation, molecular function: fibroblast growth factor binding. Gene Ontology annotation, cellular component: Golgi membrane. The coding region runs from base 513 to 3923 and encodes 1136 amino acids. Lineage: Eukaryota; Metazoa; Chordata; Actinopteri; Clupeiformes; Engraulidae.